AUGUCGCGCCAACUCAUUUCCAGCGAGAAGUUCCCUACGAAGCCUCACAACUGCCCUGCUACAAAGGUACCUGGUCUUGUGUUCUGCGCCGGACAAACCGCCACAGGAGAGAUCAAGCAAGCCACAAGAAAAGUCCUGCAAAAUCUCAAGGAGGUCCUCGAGCUUUCCGGAUCAUCCCUCGAGCAGGUCGUCAAGUACAAUGUCUACCUUGCAGACAUGAAGGACUUCGCCGCCAUGAACGAGGUGUACAUCGACUUCCUGCCUCAGCCUAUGCCUUCACGAUCGUGCCUGCAGGCACUGCCCCCUGGUGACGGCACUGUCAUCGAGAUCGAGUGCAUCGGGCAGGUCUAA
This is a messenger RNA of Macroventuria anomochaeta, 351 nucleotides long. RefSeq names its product translation initiation inhibitor. The record is from RefSeq and is a predicted model, not a curated record. Gene Ontology annotation, cellular component: mitochondrion; cytosol. Gene Ontology annotation, molecular function: deaminase activity. The coding region runs from base 1 to 351 and encodes 116 amino acids. The transcript is spliced from 2 exons. Lineage: Eukaryota; Fungi; Ascomycota; Dothideomycetes; Pleosporales; Didymellaceae.